Messenger RNA from Rhododendron vialii, 2267 nucleotides. RefSeq lists its product as uncharacterized. Gene Ontology annotation, molecular function: oxidoreductase activity, acting on the CH-OH group of donors, NAD or NADP as acceptor. The record is from RefSeq and is a predicted model, not a curated record. The coding region runs from base 83 to 2158 and encodes 691 amino acids. Lineage: Eukaryota; Viridiplantae; Streptophyta; Magnoliopsida; Ericales; Ericaceae. The transcript has 12 exons.
UAUUCCUCUAACCUCUCUUUCCCAGAGAAGAAUUAUCACUUCCAAUUCAAAAGAAAAACAGCAGAAAGGAAGUUGUUGACGAAUGGAGGAGACCACAAAUAGCAUCAAGGUUUGUGUUACAGGAGGGUCAGGGUAUAUAGCUUCUUGGCUUGUCAAGAAGCUACUGGAGAAAGGCUACACCGUCCACGCAACACUCAGGAACUUAGAUGACAAAAUCAAAGUAGGCCUUCUUGAGUCCCUGCCUUACGCAGACACAAGAUUAGUGUUAUUCCAAGCUGAUAUAUACAAUCCCACUGAAUUUGGACCUGCAAUUGAAGGUUGCCACUAUGUUUUCCAUGUGGCCACUCCAUUGCAGCACAACACCCAGAGUUCCAAGUACAAGGAUACCGCCGAAGCUGCGAUUGCCGGAGUGAAGAGCAUAGCUGAUUGUUGCGUUAGAUCACAGACCGUUAAACGGCUCAUCUACACGGCCAGUGUGAUGUCAUCGUCACCGUUGAGAGAAGAUGGAAAUGGCUAUAAGCCCUCUUUCGAUGAAUCUUGUUGGACUCCUCUCAACUUCUCUUUUACUUUCGGCGACGAUUUUACCCUGGCAUAUACCAAUUCCAAGACAUUAGCAGAGAAAGAAGUGUUGAGCUACAAUGAGAUUGAGGAUGGGAAAUUGGAAGUGGUGAGCCUGGCUUGUGGCCUAGUGGGAGGAGACAAUACUCAUCUUAAUUCUCAGUUGCCUGGUAGUGUAGCCGUAUUCUUGUCUCAGAUUACUGGAAAUCUCCCUUUCUUCAACACCUUGAGAUUCCUUCAGGAACUGUUGGGUUCAAUUCCCCUGGUCCACAUUGAUGAUGUUUGUGAAGCCCAUAUUUUUUGCUUAGAGAAAGAGUCACUUGGAGGUAGAUUCAUGUGUGCUGCCGCUGAAGCUACGGUACAAGAGAUUGCAAGCUACUACCAAGAAAAUUAUCCCCAAUUCGAAAUAUCACAAGAGUUUAAGGAAGGGCCAGAAAAGAGAAGCAGCUGUGAUAAUACAAAGCUGAUGGACAUGGGUUUCGACUAUAAAUAUGGUGUGAAGGAUAUAUUGAAUGGUUGUGUGGAUUUUGGAAGAAGACUGCAGGCUUUCUCAUCCAACUCUUGGUCGAGUAUUUUGGAGUCUUUGCAAGCAUGGAUGCAUGGGGUGGAGUCUGGGGGUGCUGGUUUUAGCUGUUGUGCUGUGCAGCCUUGGUCUAUUUUGAUUGUGGGUUUUGAGUAUUGGGUUGCCGAAAUGGUAAAUAUUGAAAUCCCAAAGGUUGGCCAGACGAUCCAUGCGCUUGAUUUAGGAGUUUGCUCCCUCCUACGUCUCAAGUUCGAAACUUCCCCUUCUAUUGGAGAAGGGAUUAAUCUUUCGGGUCGUGAAGUAGUGGUGCUAAAAGAGGAGACGGCAGGAAAGGAAAACAAGGCGUGGUUGCGAUGGAGGAAAGAUGAAAUAGCGUCCAACACGGCUAGUGUUAUGGCAGCGUCGCCGCUGAAAGAAGACGGAACUGGCUAUAAAUCAUCCCUUGACGAAUCCUAUUGGACUGCUCUCAAUCUCUCCUUCACUUUCAGCAAUGAUUCUCUUCUGGCACUUACGAAGUCGAAGACAUUAGCAGAGAUGGAGGUGUUGAGCUACAAUGAAAAUGGGAAUGGAAACUUAGAAGUGGUGAGCAACUUAGAAGUGGUGAGCCUGGCUUGUGGCCUAGUGGGAGGAGACAAUACCCUUCUUCCCUACUUGACUGCUUCUGUAGUUGUUAUGGUAUCGCAGAUUACUGGAGAUGUUUCUGCCUACAACAGCUUAAGAUGUCUCCAGGAGCUCUUGGGUUCCUUUCCCAUGGCCCACAUUGAUGAUGUCCGCGAAGCCCACAUUUUUUGCAUAGAGAAAGAGUCGCUGCGAGGCAGAUUCUUGUGCACAGCCGAUCCUACUGUAAAAGAGAUAGCAAAUUACUACCAAGAAAAUUAUCCCCGACUCGAGAUAUCAGAAGAGCUCAUGGGAGGUCUGGACAGAGGAAGCAAAUGUGAAAGUACAAAGCUGGUGGAAAUGGGAUUUGAGUAUAAAUAUGAUAUGAAGAAGAUAUUGGAUGACUGUGUGGCUUGUCAAAGCAGACUAAAAGCUCUCUCCCAACUAAAGAGCAAGGGAUUUAGGCAAGGGUUCUUAUAACUACACCCAAGCACAGCUAUUUUAGUUUGUAAGUAGAGCAAGUCCAUACCUGUGUCAAAUAUUACGCCAAAGUGGAAAUUCGAUAUCAAUAACGAAAAAUCCUUCUCCA